AUGGACUCACACCAGACACUUACUUAUGCUGAUGGGUUCUUGAAUACAUCUAACCAAGAAGCUGCGGAAGUACUGGCUGCAGAGAGAAAAGCUCAACAACUUGAGCAAGAACUGCAAGUUACAAAAGAUAAGUCGGCUCAAAUGAUGAUUAGGCUGAAUAAAAUGUUGGAUGAUAAGAUUAGUGAAGCUAAUAUGGCAUCUCGGAAUCAACACGAGAGGAUUGAAGAACUCGAAGCACAGGUUAGGGAAGCGGAGGAUAUAGUGAGGCAGCUCAGAGAAGAGCUGAGAUGUGUGCAAGAUGAGCAUAAGAGGGUGAGUACGAAGGACCUGCAACACGCUGGCAAACAGUUGGAUGAUAAGGAUCCUCCAGAAGAAGCAAUGGUGUAUAAUAGACAGUUGCAGUCUGGUCUGUGCAAUCCCUUAGAAUCAGCGACAGAUUCUCUGGUAGGUUCUGACAAGGAAAAUUUAUAUCCACAUCACAGGACCCCAUUCGGUAAGUGCACCAGCGAAGCAAUUCAGAUGUGGAGUUUGUAUGGCCCCAUGCCUGAAUUACCUUCUAUACUACAGAGAAGCAAGGAGCACAGAUUAUACAAAAGUAGGUGCGCACACUGCAUUGAAGCGAAGAUGCCAACCAAGCAUACACAAGCACUGUGCAAAGACGAUUGUAUUUGCUGUCUCUAUGAAAUUCAUACUACUGACUUGAUACUAAAAGCUGCUAAAAGUGCUACCAAGACCAUGUACAAGAAGAAAAAACCCGCCUCAAGCAAGAAGAUUCCGGAAAGAUUGUUCCAAAAGGUACAUGAGAGUCGUGGUGUGCCUGAUGAAUCAGCGUCUGCUACUAAAUCAGUAGGAAGAAGGGCUAAGCCUAUUGAAGGUCCUAUUUUACCAAAAGGUCCUUUUAGGGAAUGUUCUAAGAUUCAAGUAUGCACACAAAACGUCAUCAAGGUUAGCCAGCCUACUCCGCCACCUGAUCUCAACAGUAAUGGGACAAGUGCUCAAGCUUCUUCUCUGCAACAUUUCAGAUACACAUACCAAAGGAAGCGGAAGAGAGAAACUCGAGACAUAAUUUCUGAUGGAAAUCUCUGCUGA
Messenger RNA from Daucus carota subsp. sativus, 1089 nucleotides. RefSeq lists its product as uncharacterized. The transcript has 3 exons. NCBI's taxonomy places the organism in Eukaryota, Viridiplantae, Streptophyta, Magnoliopsida, Apiales, Apiaceae. The record is from RefSeq and is a predicted model, not a curated record. Bases 1 to 1089 code for a protein of 362 amino acids.